Cadophora gregata is the source of this 1230-nucleotide messenger RNA. RefSeq lists its product as uncharacterized. The record is from RefSeq and is a predicted model, not a curated record. Gene Ontology annotation, molecular function: glycosyltransferase activity. Lineage: Eukaryota; Fungi; Ascomycota; Leotiomycetes; Helotiales; Ploettnerulaceae. Bases 1 to 1230 code for a protein of 409 amino acids. The transcript has a single exon.
AUGAAAAUGAGCGACUUCAAAGCACUCGAGUCUAUGACCGAACGACUCAAUCUCAAACCACUACCCCUCGAUGAUCGGUCGGAUGAGGACAUCAUACACAAAAUCACCAAUCCUCCCCCAGUCACUUCUGAGGAGAACAUAUGGGCGUUUUGGCAUUCAGGCUUCGAGAAUAUGCCAGAAUGGCAGAAACGAAACGUUCUCGGGUGGGCGAGAAUGAUGGGCCCGAAAUGGACCAUCCGCGUCCUUGACCUUGGUCAUGGAUCCCCAGCGAACAUCUUCAACUUCCUGGAUGAAAGAACCCUGCCCAAGCAUCUGCACGACGGAAGAACCACUGGGCGGUACGCUGGCGCGAACACAUCUGAUACCAUUCGCUUACCAUGUAUCUUUCAGCAUGGCGGUGUCUGGAUGGACGUUGGUAUCAUCUUGUUGAUGCACCUCGAUCAAGUCUGCUGGUCUGCCCUGAAGGAUCCGAAAUCAAAAUUCCAAGUAGCCGUGGCUUCCUGCGAUCCGACCUUGAAGUCCGGCAUCGCCGAAAACUUCUUCAUUGCUGGCCGCAUGGGAAAUGGCUUCAUCAAACGUUGGAUGCUUGUGCUUCUGGAGGCAUGGACUGACAGAACCAACAAUAAGGGAAUACAUGCCCACCCUCUAUUCGAUCACAUUGUCCGGGAUGGACAAAUCAGUCACGUUUUCCAAGGGGCCUCUGGCGAUAAGUUGGACUAUUUUCAAGCUUACCUGGCAUACGAGCGAUUGAGGCUGCUGGAGGACCCAUACGAUGGGUUCAGCGGCCCGACGUACUGCAAGAACCGAGUGCUGCUCAUAGCUUAUCAAGAGUUUGCAUCGGCAGCGAUGCUAACAAAUGAUAGUGGCCCCAAGCAAUUCGACUUUUUCAAAACGCGGUUUGACCGGGAUCAAGACUCGGAAGGCUUCCAAGAGGCAAACGAGUUUUUCCAGUCUCUGCUCUCCAAGGCUGCGAUGUUGAAGCUAUAUCGUUGGAGAGAUCAUGAUGUCCCAACCCUGGCAGACCUAUGGGGCCAGCCGGAGAAUCACGAUGCGGAUUCUAAGCCAAACACUUUUGGUCGUUAUCUACGAUAUAUUAGCACGCACUUCACGCAAGAUCGAAAGAUAGACGCAAUCAAGUUCCCGCCAGUCAGAGAGAAGGUGUUGGUAGCAGGAUUGUUAGAGACUUUUGAUAGCCGAGAUGAAUCAAAUCACGAAGGAUCUGUUGAGUAA